CAACGUGUCAAUUUGAUUGUACGCGUUGCAAAGACAAUCGCCAACUCUAACUAGCUGGCAAUAAAAAUUUGUUUAGUUUCGAAGUCGAUUUGCGGUGAUUUAUUAAAAUAACUGAAAUUGUGAAUAUUUUCUAUUCUUAAACAACAUGCCGCCCGCUCCAAGUUCUACGUCGGUUGGAGCAGGAGGUCGGUCUCCCAGCAAGGCUACCUCAGCUCCUCGAUCUUCAAGUGGUGGUACUGUGAGACAACGUAAAUCAACUACAACAACAACAGCAGCUAGAAAUCGCAGUACAGGUGCUGGAUCAGGCGGAAUGUGGCGUUUCUAUACUGACGAUUCACCUGGGGUGAAAGUAGGCCCUGUACCAGUUUUAGUAAUGUCUCUUCUGUUUAUUGCCUCAGUGUUUAUGCUGCACAUUUGGGGAAAAUACACUAGGGCAUAAAAUAUUUCCAAUUCCUACAUAAGAAUUAAAAUUAUAGAAAUACAAUAUUGAUAAUGUAAGAGAAUGAAAGUUUAGUAUGUUAUGGUUACUGAUUUUACGUUGUAUGCAUAGGCAAAGCUAAACUCCUUGUAAAUACUAAGUUGUGACAUGUUAUAAAAAUGAUUAGUGGUUUACAUUAAUAAAAAAUCAGAACAUGUCAGACUGUGUACCUAGUAGAAGUUUAGCUUUACCUAUUUUAAUAAAUCAAUUUAAGUAAGUUAUUAUUUCUUGAAUAAAAUUAAGUUUUAUAAAUUC
Molecule: messenger RNA, 733 nt
Organism: Pararge aegeria (speckled wood butterfly)
Lineage: Eukaryota; Metazoa; Arthropoda; Insecta; Lepidoptera; Nymphalidae
Gene: Sec61beta
Product: protein transport protein Sec61 subunit beta
Exons: 3
Coding region: 146-439 (97 amino acids)
Biological process (GO): intracellular protein transport
Cellular component (GO): Sec61 translocon complex
Source: RefSeq, a predicted model, not a curated record